This is a messenger RNA of Lycium barbarum (goji berry), 943 nucleotides long. RefSeq names its product transcription factor SRM1-like. Gene Ontology annotation, molecular function: DNA binding. Bases 216 to 728 code for a protein of 170 amino acids. The record is from RefSeq and is a predicted model, not a curated record. Lineage: Eukaryota; Viridiplantae; Streptophyta; Magnoliopsida; Solanales; Solanaceae. The transcript has 2 exons.
AUAGCUUUUGUUCAAAAGCACUUUUGAAAAAAAUACACAUAAAAUACUUUUUAAAAGCUUGAUCAAACACUAAUUGCUGCUCAAAAGUACUUUUAAAUUAAUUGACCAAACACAAACUAUUUUUAGCCAAAAAUACUUUUUUGAAAAAAACACUUUUUAAAAUAAGCUAUUUUUAGAAGUUUGGCCAAACAGACUAUAAAUCUACACAAAAAAACAUGUCAAUCCUAACUUCAGUAGUGUGGAGCAAAGAGGAAGAAAUAGCCUUUGAGAAUGCCAUUGCCUUGCACUGUAUUGAUGACUCCAAAGAGCAAUGGGAGAAUAUUGCUUUGAUGGUCCCAAGUAAAACCACUGAAGAGCUGAAGAGACAUUACCAAUUGUUAGUGGAUGAUGUAACCGCCAUUGAAUAUGGGUAUGUUCCAAUUCCCAAUUACACUGUAGGCCAUGGCUAUUCUAGAGUUUCUGGUUGGCAGUCGAACGGAAAUGGGCUUGGAGGCACAGCCCAGUACCAAGAGAGACGAAAAGGGAUGCCAUGGACUGAAGAAGAGCACAGGUUAUUCUUGCUUGGUUUAAACACGUACGGAAAAGGAGAUUGGAGAAGCAUUUCAAGGAACUUUGUGAUAUCGAGGACACCAUCCCAAGUGGCUAGCCAUGCCCAAAAGUACUUUAACCGUUUGUACUCCAACAAUAGCGGUAGAAGAAGAUCCAGCAUCCAUGACAUUACUAUUUAAAUUAGUGGAGAUCUAUUGUGAAAAUGUUUUUUGGACUUCACAUAAAAUUAAAAAGCAUCUUGAAGUUAAAGGAUCAUGGUUUUUACGUUAAAAUUUAGCUUUUCUUUUUUAAUCCAAACUCAGGCUUGACACGCCUACUACUUUUAGCUCAUGUGUUCUUAAUCUAAAAGAAUCAAGUCUUUGUAUUGCUAGCCUCAAGAAUGUUUGCGAUCCAA